AUGCUAACGGACCAAGACCCGACACCCAGAGCCACGAAUGAGCCUUGGAGAUUCACCCCGUCUUUGCUAGAUCCAAACUCUUUCUCCUUUACCAGCUUCGCCAAUGCGCCGCCCGGCUACUACACUCCAACCCCAGGAGGCACCAAUACCAUCUACCACCCGCAAGCCGGCGACCUGCACACGCCAACGCUGGGACUCGGUAUGGGCCUUGGGACCCCCUUAUCGAUGCCCACGUCGGACGGCGCCAUGAACUCUGGACAUCCCAUGAUGGACCUAGCUGGGUACCACCAAGGAAUGCAUCCUCAGCAGUUCCAACAACCCUUCAACCCGUUCAUUCAGCCUCCCGCGCCUCAGCAAUCGUUUGCGCCUUCUUCAUUUGUGCACCAAGACACCGGCUACGAAACCAUGGAGCAAGAUGGGUCGCCGAUGAACUCCGAUCCGUCUGAAGAGCGCAUGGCUUCCAUUGACAGCGCCUUUCACAACUCACCCAUGAUGGGUUUCCAGGGACGGCAAAUUGGAGGGAUGCCCAUGGCCGUAGCACUCCCACCGUCUGCCGAAAAGUUCCGUUUCCACGCGACUCUCAACGCCCCUACUGCCAUGAUCAAACACGCGGAUGAGAUCCCCGUGACGUACCUCAACAAGGGCCAAGCGUACUCUCUCUCCAUCAUCGACACCAACGCAACGAUGCCUGUGGCACCAGGCACCAGAUUCCGCACCUUUGUCCGCAUCUCCUUUGAAGACGAGCAACAACGACAGAAACCCGGUGUUUGUUGGGCCUUGUGGAAGGAGGGUAGAGGCACGAAUGAAGCCCACCAAAGGGGCGGAAAAUUACAGGCCGUGGAGUAUGUCGAAGCGGGGCAGCCGACCGAGGGUGAUGACAAGAGGACACGCGUCGAGUUGGAGUCGGCCUCUUUUGACGGCUUUUCGGUUGUCUGGACCCCCGGUAUCAACGGCGCCCCCGAGUGCAACAUCGCCGUUCGCUUCAACUUCCUGUCCACCGACUUCAGCCACUCCAAGGGAGUCAAGGGGAUUCCUGUCAGGCUGUGUGCCAAGACCAGCACAUUUCCUCCGGAUCCCGCGCAGCCAGCCGCGGACGCCAACCCCGAGAUCUGCUUCUGCAAGGUCAAACUGUUCCGUGACCACGGCGCCGAACGAAAGCUCUCCAACGACGUGGCCCAUGUGAAGAAGACUAUCGACAAGUUGAAGCAGCAGAUUGCGCAAGCGGAGAGUGGCAUGAAGGACUUUGGGAAGCGCAAGAGGUCCACUGCCACGGCCCAAGUCAAGGGCGCUGACCAACGGCCCGGCAAGGUGCAGAAACACAAGAGAACAUGGUCCAUGUCCUCAACCAGCUCAGCCGGCGGAGGGGCUCGCCCUCCUCUAGAAGAGGACUUGCACUUCAAGCUCCAGACACUGCAGGACAUGUUCACCAGCACCCGGCCCGUCAGCAUACUCUACUUACGCGGCGAAGACCUCGACGACCCCGACCUCCACCCUGUUUCACUCCCUGGAGAGCAGACGGACCUCACCAAAAUCGAAUCCCGUGAGGGUCCCGCGUGGCAGGCACGAAGUGGCCGUAGCUCCGUCGCUGGCUCGUCCCUGGUUUCGCCUUCCCCAAGCUCUCUGUCUCUGGCUUCUCAAGCUUCGGCAGUACCCAACCGGCAGUGGUCGGGUUUCGACGGCGAAGGCUCGGGAGAGCCUGCUUCCCGACAAGGCUCGGAUCAGCCAACGAAGGUCACCAAGACGGACGAUGCUGGCAACUUGAGCGGCUGGAUCGAAGCUCUGGGCGUGGACCCAUCCUACCGUCCGCCUCCUGAGCGCGUGGCGAGGCCUGCCGCCUGCUUUUAUGUCAUUCGGCCCGAUGCAUCCGAGCCGGAGAGGCGGGAGUACUACCGCGCGAUAUACCUAGCCCAGAGGAGCUUGAAGGACUUCAACUACCGUUUGGCCGUUAAAUGGAACCUUGAUCCGUCCAGGGUUUUGCGAACUGUCCAUGUCCUUGAUCGCGGGCUCGAGGUCGAAAUGGAUGACGAUGUCAUCCAAGAGCUAAGAGAAGGCCAGGACAUGAUGCUUGAAAUCAAGGAGGUCACACACGACGAUUCGGUCCAGCCCAAACGCGAAUGGGACAUGGCCGUCGAUCCCAACGAGGGUGAUGCAAUGGACCAUUCAUCGACGCAAGGCAGUUAUGAAUUGCGCCUCAAAUUUUAA
Molecule: messenger RNA, 2202 nt
Organism: Colletotrichum higginsianum IMI 349063
Lineage: Eukaryota; Fungi; Ascomycota; Sordariomycetes; Glomerellales; Glomerellaceae
Product: CP2 transcription factor
Exons: 2
Coding region: 1-2202 (733 amino acids)
Biological process (GO): regulation of transcription by RNA polymerase II
Cellular component (GO): nucleus
Molecular function (GO): RNA polymerase II cis-regulatory region sequence-specific DNA binding; DNA-binding transcription activator activity, RNA polymerase II-specific
Source: RefSeq, a predicted model, not a curated record